Molecule: messenger RNA, 1020 nt
Organism: Physella acuta
Lineage: Eukaryota; Metazoa; Mollusca; Gastropoda; Physidae
Product: putative G-protein coupled receptor B0563.6
Biological process (GO): G protein-coupled receptor signaling pathway
Cellular component (GO): plasma membrane
Molecular function (GO): G protein-coupled receptor activity
Source: RefSeq, a predicted model, not a curated record
AUGUCAUCAAAUAAUUUUUCCGUGACUUUUUCGAAAACCCCAGCGGUCAGCAGUGACGUCAUCGGAAAUGACGUAUACACCGCGCUGGACAUCUUCCUCAACUGCUUCGCCAUCAACUUCCUGUCCCUGAUUGGCCUUGUGGGAAACUUGAUCAACAUCCUGGUCUUGUCCCGCCACGACCAAUCCCAGACGACCACCAUCUUGCUGACGUCACUCUCCGUCAUCGACCUCCUGUGUUCCUUCUUCCAGCCGUUCCGUCGUCUGCAGUGUCUGGUCGCCCAGUUCGACCCGCCCCUCGCCGCCUCCUACCGGACGUUCGUCACGGCGUACGUCUACAACCUCGUCGACAUCCUCAUGGCCAUGGGGAUAUGUCACGUGACCGCCAUCGCCGUGGAGAGAUUCACCGCGGUCUUGUUCCCGUUACACGUGUCUCGCGUCUUCACCCCCUGGCGCGUCAAGACGUUGAUCCUCGGGAUUUACAUCACCACCCUCGGGCUCCUCGCCCCCAUGUUUUUUCGACUCACCCACGACUGGGGUUACGAUCCUAAACUCAACACCACCGUCGCUAAAGUCGUCUUCAGCAAAUUUUAUGUCGAGAAUUUCGAUUCCUUUAACUUUUACACCCGCACCUUCAUCAACAACCUUUUCUCAACAAUACCACUUUUGAUAAUUUUCAUCUGUUCUUCAGCCAUCACUAUUAAAUUAUCAACCGGGGACUCGAAAAAAAUCAUCAAAAACUCCAACGUGGAUAAGUCUUCGAAAAAGAUCAAGGAAGCUAAAGUAGCGAAGAUGUUGUUGGCGGUGUGUCUGGUGACGUUCGUUGCCUACCUGCCGUCUGCUGUCAUCUACACGUUCAUGCAGUACGCCAACAUCCCCGUUCUGCUGUCAGGGAACGUCUUCUAUAUUCUACAGAGCGCCAUCUGUGUCCUAUACCAGCUCAACGCUUCGUCCAACUUCUUCAUCUACGUCACCAUGAGUUCAAAGUUCGCCUCGACGUACAGGAGUUUGUUUAAGGAAUAA